Cyclopterus lumpus (lumpfish) is the source of this 703-nucleotide messenger RNA. It is a transcript of the gene oxt, whose product is annotated as oxytocin. Gene Ontology annotation, cellular component: secretory granule; extracellular region. The transcript has 5 exons. NCBI's taxonomy places the organism in Eukaryota, Metazoa, Chordata, Actinopteri, Perciformes, Cyclopteridae. Bases 233 to 703 code for a protein of 156 amino acids. The record is from RefSeq and is a predicted model, not a curated record. Gene Ontology annotation, molecular function: neurohypophyseal hormone activity.
GCGAGAUGUGAUGUUGCAGAAGAAAACAAUGCAGUUGGAAUGUUUGGCAGCUGUGAAGUGGAGCGAUGGAAGAGGAUCUCAGUCUGUUAGAAACACAGCUCAAAGAAGUGCAUAAGAAGCUAUGGAAGUAUAUAAGACAUGUCAGAGGCACCAAGAACAGAAGAAGCAUCAAGGAGCACCUGGAAGCAACACAUCUACCGCAUCUACGUCAAGAGAUUAAACAACAACAGAAAUGACUGGAGCUGCCGUGUCCGUGUGCCUACUUUUUCUCCUGUCUCUAUGUUCAGCGUGUUACAUCUCUAACUGUCCUAUCGGUGGGAAGAGGUCCAUCAUGGAUGCACCGCUGCGAAAGUGCAUGUCCUGUGGACCCGGAGACAGGGGCCGCUGCUUCGGCCCGAAUAUCUGCUGCGGGGAGGGCCUCGGCUGCCUGCUGGGCUCUACGGAAACGGCUCGCUGCGUGGAGGAGACCUACCUGCUCACCCCCUGCCAGGCAGGAGGGAGACCCUGUGGAUCUGAGGGAGGACGCUGCGCUGCUUCAGGACUCUGCUGUGAUGCAGAAAGCUGCACCACGGACCAAUCCUGCCUCGUCGAGGAGGAAGGAGAUGACCAGAACGGCCAAUUCGAAGGCAGCGACCCCGGUGACAUCAUCCUCAGGCUCCUGCAUCUGGCUGGUCUCAAUUCGCCCCAUCGAGUUCACCAAUGA